Messenger RNA from Hypomesus transpacificus, 3081 nucleotides. Its product is annotated as potassium voltage-gated channel subfamily A member 7-like. Gene Ontology annotation, molecular function: protein binding; delayed rectifier potassium channel activity. The record is from RefSeq and is a predicted model, not a curated record. NCBI's taxonomy places the organism in Eukaryota, Metazoa, Chordata, Actinopteri, Osmeriformes, Osmeridae. Gene Ontology annotation, cellular component: membrane; voltage-gated potassium channel complex. Gene Ontology annotation, biological process: potassium ion transmembrane transport; protein homooligomerization. The transcript has 3 exons. Bases 404 to 1978 code for a protein of 524 amino acids.
CAAGACGGACAUCGUGAGAAGGGAUAGGGCAAGGGGGACAGGGGUUGUGGAGAUCCAGCCGCAAACAAGCGCGUACAGCCCAGAACCUGGCCCUCGCUGCGUGAGCUCAGAGUGGAGGGGGGACUGGAGGAGGGGUGUCGAACAGGAACGAAGACUCGUCGUACUCAGACCAGGUGUGGUACGGACGGACAUUGGGACAGCCUGUCGGACGGAUGGACACGGUGUGACGGAGAGGAAGAGCGACCACCAGAAGAGUCAUGGGAGAUAAACAAUGUGACUUUCCGUUCAGACGUUAGUCUCUGUCACUGGCUGUUUUACACUCACAAGACUUGCUCAAAGUCCAAGUUUGCUACUCGUCCUAAGCAAAGCAAGGCCAGAGUGUUGGACCAGGACAUAAGUGGGAAUGGAGAACAACGACAAAGGGGGGGAUGAAGGAGGAGGAAAAGAUGUAGAGGAGGAGAAAGAAAAGCAGCUUAAGAACCAGCUCAACAGUGAGGAGAAGGGGGAGAAAGAGAUCCAAGUGAGCGAGAAGGAGAGAAAGAGGGAGAGGAGGCGUUCCGGGUCGCUGUGGAGGAGUGGGUGGGCGUUGAGUGAACGUUUGGCCAUCAACGUCUCUGGGAUGCGCUACGAGACCCAGGCCCGAACCCUGGCCCGGUUCCCCGACUCCUUGUUAGGCGACCCUCGCAGACGGCUGCGCUACUUCGACCAUCUACGCAACGAACUGUUCCUGGACCGCAACCGGGCCUGCUUCGACGCCAUUUUGUACUUCUACCAGUCAGGGGGAAGGCUGCGUAGACCAGCCAACGUGCCCCUGGAUGUGUUUCUGGACGAGUUGCGCUUCUACGAACUUGGAGAGGAGAUCAUAACCCGCUUCAAAGAGGAUGAGGGUUUUCCCAAAGUGGAGGAGACGCCCCUGCCAACCAACAAGGUCCAGAGGGAACUAUGGAUGCUGUUCGAGCACCCAGAAUCUUCCUCGGGUGCUCGGAUCAUAGCGAUCAUCAGCGUCAUGGUCAUCGUGGUGUCCAUCCUCAUCUUCUGCCUGGAGACACUUCCUGACUUCAGGCAGGAGAAGGAGUUGCGUGAGGAGUACUUCUACCGGUAUCACUCGUUCAGCAAAAAUGAGUCUGAACACAUGCCCCUUCCCUCCAGCGUCUUCCACGAUCCGUUCUUCCUGGUGGAGACCAUAUGCAUCUGCUGGUUCUCCUUUGAGCUCCUCAUGAGGUUCGCCUGCUCCCCCAGUAAGACCUACUUCUUCAAGGACGUCAUGAACCUCAUCGACUUCGCCGCCAUCCUGCCCUUCUUCGUCACGCUGGGCACGGAGCUGGCCAAGGACAAGGACGCCCAGCCGGGCAUGUCGCUGGCCAUCAUCAGGGUGAUCCGUCUGGUGCGGGUGUUCAGGAUCUUCAAGCUGUCGCGGCACUCCAAGGGGCUCCAGAUCCUGGGCCAGACCCUUAAGGCCAGCAUGCGCGAGCUCGGCCUGCUCAUCUUCUUCCUCUUCAUCGGAGUCAUCCUCUUCUCCAGCGCCAUCUACUUUGCCGAGGCCGACCACGAGAAAACGUCCUUCGUCAGCAUACCGCACGCCUUCUGGUGGGCCGUGGUCACCAUGACGACCGUGGGCUACGGCGACAUGUACCCGGAGACGGUGUGGGGGAAGUUGGUGGGCUCCAUGUGCGCCAUCGCCGGCGUCCUCACCAUCUCCCUGCCCGUGCCGGUGAUCGUGUCAAACUUCAGCUACUUCUACCACCGCGAGACAGAGUGUGAGGACCACUCAGAGUACAACCAUGUCAAGACCUCGCUGUGGGACAACGAGGAAGGGGAGGAGGAGGAGGGGGAGGAGGAGGGGGAGUUAGAGGGGGAUUACUACGCCAUCGAGGGCAUUUGUAACCCUCUGAACGGGACUUUGCUGUGUGCGGGGCAGAGUAGAGAGUCCAAGGGGGGGGUCCUGUGCCUCAGAGAGCCCCUGGUGACUCAGGUGUGACAGAGAGGUGACCCUGUGACCUGGGAUCAUACUUCAGCUGCAGUGCUGAUCCGAGAUCAGGCCCUUGUCUGUCCUUACGAUCUCAUUGAAAAGGCAGCACUGAUUCUAGGUUUGUCCUAAAUUAGAUUCUUGAUGUCUUCAGGUCCUGAUAGAUUUUCUCAGAAAGCAAAUGCAAGUAAAGAGACAGUGUGAAAGACAGGUGCUUCUUGUGAAAGCAAAUAGACUGUCAUAUUGAGAGUGCAGGACAGGUAGAAGGCUGUACUUCCAGAAAAGACUACAGUCUGGUCAUACUGUCAGAGUGCACUUAGUAAUGAUAUCACCAGGGGGAGACAUUGACAAUAUUUGAACAGAGAACAACUUGAAUCCUGUACUGAAAAUGGCCGGGUUUCCCAGAUUUGUUAAGAAGCUCUUAACGCUAAGAGCUUCUUUGGAGCGUUCUGAGAAAACUGUAGAACGUUCAUAGAAUGCUCCUAAGAAGCUCUUAGCAUUAAGAGCCUUUUAACAAAUCUGGGAAACCCGGCCAAUGUCAUCCUAAAAGAGAGUAGAAUAAUAUGCAUUUUUGAAAGAAUUAUACUUACUAAGCUAUUUAAGAUUUGUAAAUUAUAAAUUUUUAUUUUAGCUUGCGUGAUAUGAAGCUACAAUGUCUUAGUAAUUUGUGACUGAAUUUUAUUUCUGUGCCUGAAUAUUUGAAACAAACAUUUUGUUCAGUGCAACAACUUUUUUAUUGUGAAAGAGGACUUGGUUGAAAACGAUGUACAAGUUACAAAUCCUUACAAACACAAUUUUCCACAAGAUGACAUGUUUUUACAGGAUUAUGGGAAACACACAAUCUGUUUAUUGUACAGUCUGAACCUUCUUUAUCAUGCAUGACAUAAUGUGUAUGACACAUGCGUAAUCGUGUGUUUUAGACAUUUCUGAUGACCUGUCAGUGUGUUGGAAACUAGCCAUGUACAAAUGUGUAGAAAUGUGUAUUUUGUAGUCUGAAGUCUGUGAUGCUACUGUUACCUAUCAAAAGUAACUGACGAUCAGUCAGGGAAAACAGCUUUAAUCUGUUGAAUUUGUGUUUGUGUUGUUUUUAAUAAAGAUUCUAUUUUAUUAAUUUU